This is a messenger RNA of Arabidopsis lyrata subsp. lyrata, 1887 nucleotides long. RefSeq names its product EGF domain-specific O-linked N-acetylglucosamine transferase. Lineage: Eukaryota; Viridiplantae; Streptophyta; Magnoliopsida; Brassicales; Brassicaceae. Bases 207 to 1745 code for a protein of 512 amino acids. Gene Ontology annotation, molecular function: glycosyltransferase activity. The transcript has 3 exons. The record is from RefSeq and is a predicted model, not a curated record.
AAAGAAAUUUGAAAACAUCCUCUCUCUCAAAAGUCUCUCCUUCUCUGUUUCUCUCUUGAAGUAAGAGAAAGCACCAUCAUAAUAACCCAGCCCUCUGUUUUUUUCUUCUGGGUCACCUGAUUCUUAGUCAGAGCAUCAAAAGUCGAUCAGAGGCAUCGUAAAAAUCAAAACUUUGCUUGUUGGUUUCUUCUUUUGUUCUACAGAAAAUGGUUCAAUACAAGAGACUAAUCAAAAAAGGGGAAAAGCUUAGACUUUCAGUAAAAGAAGAAGGUGGCUCCGGUGCCAACGUCGUCGCCGUCUCCGGCGGUGGCUACUCAAAGACAACUAAACAGAAGAUUCUCUUUAUUAUCUUUCUCUCUUUACUCUCAUGCUGUUACAUCUUCAGCUUUUCCUCUUUCUCUCUUCUAGAUGCUUUUAGCAGAGAGGUUAAAGGAUUUGGUCCUUAUGAAUUGUUCAUUGCACCUCUUUGUUCAGGAACCUCAAAUGGAACAAUUUGUUGUGACAGAACCGGUUUUAGAUCCGACGUUUGUAUCAUGAAAGGAGAUGUUAGGACACACUCUGCUUCUUCAUCAGUCUUCCUCUUCACGUCCCUCAAAAACAAGAUAACGAUCACUGGAAAGAUCAAGCCUUACACUAGAAAAUGGGAAACUAGUGUGAUGCAAACAGUUCAACAACUCAAUCUCGUUUACAGAGAUGAAAAAAACAAUUAUUUAGUCUCUGUUGAUGAACAUAAUAACAACAUCUGCGAUGUGUUCUAUAACGUUCCUGCUGUGUUUUUCUCAACAGGUGGAUAUACCGGAAAUGUUUACCAUGAAUUCAACGACGGAAUCAUCCCUUUGUUCAUCACUUCACAUCAUUUCAACAAGAAGGUUGUGUUUGUGAUUGUUGAGUAUCAUAGUUGGUGGGUUAUGAAAUAUGGAGAUAUCGUUUCUCAGCUAUCCGAUUAUCCUCCUGUCGACUUUAAUGGCGACAAGAGAACGCAAUGUUUCAAGGAAGCUAUUGUGGGAUUGAAGAUUCACGACGAGUUAACCGUUGAUUCGUCGUUGAUGCUUGGGAAUAAAACGAUUCUUGAUUUCAGAAAUGUGUUGAAUCAGGCUUAUUGGCCGCGUAUCCGUGGAUUGAGUCAAGAGGAAGAACUCGAGGCAGCAAACAAGACCGGUAAAAGGGUUCAAGAAGACGGUUUCAAGAAACCGAAAUUGGUGAUUCUGUCGAGAAAUGGAUCGAGAGAGAUACUCAAUGAUGGUCUUUUGGUGGCAUUAGCCGAGGAAAUCGGAUUCAUCGUUUAUGUUUUGAGACCGGAUAAAACAACAGAGCUGGCAAAAAUCUACAAAUGUUUGAAUUCUAGCGAUGUGAUGAUCGGUGUUCACGGAGCUGCAAUGACACAUUUCCUUUUCAUGAAACCGAAAACUGUCUUUAUACAGAUUAUACCAAUAGGAACCGAAUGGGCAGCUGAGACUUACUAUGGAAAACCAGCCAAGAAGAUGAGAUUGAAGUACAUUGGUUACAAGAUUAAACCGAAAGAGAGCUCUUUAUAUGAUGAAUAUGGCAAAGAUGAUCCCAUAAUCCGAGAUCCUAAGAGUUUUACUCAAAAAGGAUGGGACUACACUAAGAAGAUUUAUCUCGAGCGCCAGAACGUGAAGCUUGAUUUGAAAAGAUUCAGGAAACCGUUGUCUCGUGCUUACGAUUUCUCGAUGAAGCGAAUUGGACCGGUGUAUAGCAGUCACAAACCGGAUGUUACUAAUUAAACCGAGUUUGAGAUUGUAUAAACUAGUUUUGGAGAUGUAAAUAUUUUGUACAGAGAAUUUUUUUUUUUUUUUUGGUCAAAGUAGAGAGAAUGCAUAUAUUUUCUUUUGCGUCGUAGCUUUUAAUAUAAGCUUUUGUUCUGUA